This is a messenger RNA of Dendroctonus ponderosae (mountain pine beetle), 2300 nucleotides long. Its product is annotated as pre-mRNA-splicing factor CWC25 homolog. Gene Ontology annotation, biological process: mRNA splicing, via spliceosome. Gene Ontology annotation, cellular component: U2-type spliceosomal complex. The transcript has a single exon. Lineage: Eukaryota; Metazoa; Arthropoda; Insecta; Coleoptera; Curculionidae. The record is from RefSeq and is a predicted model, not a curated record. Bases 181 to 1701 code for a protein of 506 amino acids.
UUGAUUGCUCCAUUUAGGCGACGUUAUAAAAAGCGGCUACCUUUCUGUCUUCUAUCAGUUUUGUUCGUGAUUUGCUCAAGUUCUUUCUGUUGUUAGGACUCAAAAGUUUGGUUACGUUUGCAACCUUUUGUUUAUCAAAAUAAUUGUGCUUUUGGUUUUGUAAAUUAAAUCAGUUGCAUCAUGGCCCAAGAAGACAAACUGGACUGGAUUUAUAAAGGUGCUAACAGUUUAGUGAAUCGCGAAGAUUAUUUGCUUGGACGUAAAAUUGAUAAAACGUUGGAGCAGCUCAAUGAAGAAGAAAAAGUGAAGAAAGUAGUGUUGCCCGUCCCGAAAAACCAUGUGGAGCACGAAUGCAUUCCACCGUCGAUCAGGGACUUUAACAAAAUCGUGCAGUCCGAGCAGGUUGAUCUAUCAGCAAAGCUCCAAGAAGAUCCUUUAGUGGCCAUCAAGAAAAGGGAGGAAGAAGUUCGCAGACAGUUCCUGCAAAAUCCCGUACAGUUGAGGAAACUGCAAGAAGCCCUGCAUAUGAAGGAGAUGGAGAAGAAAUCGAAGAAGCAUCACAAAGAAAGCAUGCAGAGCAAGAAAUUCAAACAAGAGUUUAUUAACAAGUUCAGCCCCUUUGAAAUGCGAACUCCAGUAAAACAAUCAAAACAGGACAAAAAGCACGCAUUGGAUACUAUUUUAAUGCACAAAUUCAAUGCGUUUAAAAGCAAAUUAACAGAAGAAGACCUACAGGAGGUAUUAAAUGGCAAAGCGAGUUCCAGUAGUGAUGAGGACACGGAGAAGAAGCGCAAGCCAACGAAAAGAAGUCGCUCAAGGGAGGUUAAAGCCACUUCCAGUAGUGAUGAGGACAAGUACAAGAAACGCAAUCCAAAAAAGCGAACUCGCUCAAAGGGGUAUGAAACCUUGAAAGGCAACGCCAGUUCCAGUAGUGAUGAGGACAGGAACAAGAAGCGCAAGCUGAAAAAUAGAUUUCGCUCAGAGAAAGACGAGGAUAAACCAAAAGAAAGGAAUUCACAUCGAAGCAGGGACGCAAGUUACAGUAGAUCCAGAUAUGAAUCUAAAGAUAGGCGCAGUCAUCGAAGCCCCAACAGAAAGCCCCUCGAAGACCCAGACGCUGAGCUCGAUAAAAAAAUUAUGGCACAAUUAAAAUUGCUGCGAAAUCAAACAGAAGCAAAACCUAAAGCAAUGUUGCCUGCCAAGCCGUCACAUUUAAGAAGUGAUUCUUCUAGUUCAGAAGACGAAUCAUCUAGUGAUAGUGAUAGUGACAGCAGCUCAGAAGCAGAGAGACCAAAAACGUUUGGUUUAGUUACUUCUGAUGGAAAGAAACUAGCGUUCAAGAACAAGGGCAAACCGAUUACCACCGAUAAGCGACCAGUGAAGAAGGUUACAGAAGCUGCAAAGCCUGAAAAAAAAGGCGUUAAAAAACUGAGUGAGAAGGAGAAGGAGAAAAUGAGGCAGGAAAUGAUGCAAAACGCGAAAGUUCGGGACAAGGAGCGAGAGGAGCAUCUCAGAAAGUACAGGGAAGCCGCUAAACAAGAAGAUGAAUCAGUGACCAAGAAAUAUGAUGCUGAUUUAAUACACACGCAGUUAUUAAAAAGUGCUAAACACACUUCAGUGGAGGACAGGAUCAAGUCGAAAUUAAACACCAUUCAAAGAUCAUCGAGACAUAUGGAGCAAAACUUCUCAAAAAGACUGUAAUUGAUUUUUUUACUAGUGUGUAGAUGUAAGAGUGCUCUCACUACUGUUCUAGUGAAGCUUAAAGAUCAUUUAUUAAAAAACUAGUUCUUUUUAAGUAAAUCUUUCUUUGAGCUCGAGAUUUUUACUGUAUGCUCGUUGUUUAACUAUGAUUAACUUGCAAUUGGCAAAUGUAUAAAUAUAUCUAAUUUUGAUUGCUUGUUUUGUAUAGCUGUAUUUUCUUUCUGUAUAAAGUUUUGUAAUUACUGAGUCUUUAGAUAAACUUUUUAUAUUUAUUUAUCUAGUUACCAGGGCUCUUAUAACUAGUUAUAUAUAUAACUAAAAAGACUGUAACUGAUUUUUUUACUAGUGUGUAGAUAUUUUAUACAUGCAAGAAUACUCUCAGUACUGUUCUAGUGAGGCUUAAAGACAAUUUAUUAAAAAACUUGGUUCAUUUAAGUAAAUCUUUGUUUGGACUUUUCGAGAUUUUUACUGUAUGCUCGUUGUUUAGCUAUGGUUAACUUGCAAUUGGCAAAUGUAUAAAUAUUUCUAAUUUUUAUUGUUUGUUUUCGACAACUGUAUUUUCUUUCUGUAUAAAGUUUUGUAAUAGAGACUUAGAUAAA